Messenger RNA from Anneissia japonica, 1856 nucleotides. RefSeq names its product ribosomal biogenesis protein LAS1L-like. The transcript has 11 exons. Gene Ontology annotation, biological process: maturation of 5.8S rRNA; maturation of LSU-rRNA. Gene Ontology annotation, cellular component: Las1 complex; preribosome, large subunit precursor. Bases 102 to 1637 code for a protein of 511 amino acids. Gene Ontology annotation, molecular function: endonuclease activity. Lineage: Eukaryota; Metazoa; Echinodermata; Crinoidea; Comatulida; Comatulidae. The record is from RefSeq and is a predicted model, not a curated record.
UCAAAUUUUAUUUAUUUGUAUAUUCUUAAGUAAAUUUAAAGUAUUACAGCCUUUCGACCGUAAUUAUUUUCAAAUUUGAGAAAGGGUAAUAUUAAAAGAACAUGGCGGCCUCCAUGAAUGAGAGCGUUAGAAAACGAACUCGAGUUGUCGGCUGGCUGGACCAAGAAGAAUGGCAGUAUGUGUAUGAUAAUUUUUACAGUGACGAUUAUGAGCUUCAGAAAAGUGCUUUAGAUAGAUAUGCUGCCUGGAAAAGUCGAGUGACCACAAAAAUACCGCUGUCAAUAGCGUGUACAGCUGGUUUAGUGGAGGCAGGUAUAUUGGAAAAGCAAGGUGCAAAUAAAGAAUGUAUUCGACUGGCUUAUGCAAUGGCUUUAAUAAGAUUUGUAAACAUGACAACAGAUCGUUAUCAGAACAAAUUCUUUGCUCAGCCAGUUCAUGUAAUUGCUAAGGAGAUCGGUGUUCCAGUUUGGCUCGUGAACCUGCGCCACGAUGCAACACAUUCUGAACUACCCUCAUUGAGCAUUCUCAAAACAGGUGUAGAGUUUGCGCUGUCAUGGCUGCAAACAGAUUAUUGGGAGAAAAAUGAAGACACAGAUUCUGAGUCUGAAAUGGAUCCAAGAGCACAACUUCGUCAGCUUUUGAUUAGGUACCAACAAGAGCAGUAUAUGAUUUUGCAAAUGGGAUGGAGCCAAUCAAAUGAUGCUUUAGUGGAAGUACUUGCUGAUAUUUCUGAAAUUAUUGAGAAUGAGAAAGCAAUACAUGUGUUUGAUAUAUUGCUUCAAGAUGGCUUCCUUGUACCUACAGAACAGCAAUUGCAGUCCCUCGCAAUUGAAACUAAUAUCAAUACAAAGGCUGCUGAAUUACCACAAAUUCCAGAAAAAUUUGUAAAUCUCUGGCAACCUUUACUGCAACAACUAUGCCAGAUGAAGAUACUCCAUAGCAUCUUAGAACCACUGUGCAAAGAAUUAUGCAAAUAUAAAACUCCCAUGAUGCAAUCGGGUGCAUAUCUCUUAGGUUGGAUGCGGUUAUUCCUUGAAGUGGCCGAUAAGAACCUAUGUGGUAUUGACUGCAGUCAGCAAAGCUUGACUAUAGCACCAACAGAAGUUGAUUGGCAUCACUUGUUUAACUUGUGUGUUGAAAGUCCUAAUCCUUAUACAUGUCAAAUUGUACAAAGACUUGUAGAUUAUUUGAAGCCACCACUGACCCCAGAGGUGAAAGCAAAUGUUACUGACCUCACAGUCAUCUAUCUAAAUCAGUUUAACUUACAUGGGGAAAAUGAAGAUGAAAUGACAAACAAUAAAGGAAAGACUGACAAAGAGGUGGAGACACCACAAGUGUUCCAUGAACCAUGGCAACCAUUCUCUAUUGAUAAAAUUGACUCAAAAUACUUGCAAUCAAGUGCAUCGGACAGAAACAAAGUUCAGACUAAAGACGAUGAGGUACUAAGGAGCUGCGAUAAACACUGCGAGGCAUGGCAGCGUAGCAAAGCUGAUAUACAAUGGAGUCAGUAUCCAUUAGGGAGGCUGCCAGGGCAAUUGUCUCACCCAGAAUAUUUGCUCUUGAAGCCAAAGUCAGGAAAACUUAACAAUGAAGAUGCAAAUGGAAAUAACAUGUAUGUCAUUUGUUUUAAAUUAUAAAUAGUAAAUUAAAUUAAUGAUUCAUUGAUUCUUUGAUUGAUUAAUUGAUUAAUAUAUUGGUUAAAUAUUUUUAUGUGGUUUCCAAUAUGCAACUGAUUACUUUAAAACCACAAAUUGAAGCCCAGUGGGCUUAAUUCUUUAACUGAAGCCCAUCUCAAAUUGAAGCCCCCUCUUUUAUUUCCAAAAUUAGCCUCGAAAAGAAGCCCAUCUCAAAAAACA